CUCGGACUUCAUCUAAUCCCCGGGCCUUUAGACUAAAAUCAUGCCCAAGUACAAACAGCGAAGAAGAAAGUUAAAAGCCAAAGCCAAAAGAUUAUUCAAGAAGAAAGAAGCCUCUCACUUCCAUUCCAAGCUACUUACAUUUCCCUCUCCACUGCCUUCAUCAGAAAAAGUAGUUACUUCUUCAACAGACAUACCCCAAAGUAGAAACUGGCUAAAACCAUCCUGCAACUUCAAGUUUCCCAACAUCAAAGAUGCAGUCAACCUUUGGACAAAUAAAACAUGGUAUCUAUACAAUUGGUGCCAGAGCUUCAUAGCCCAGAGUUUAGAAGUACUGAAAGAUACCAUCUUCCCAUCUCGAAUUUAUCACCGAGAACUUCGCAGUCUGAAACAACAAUUAUGCAUAUUGGAAGACGAGUUAUGCAAGCUUCAAGAAACACUGAAGACUGUGUCCGAAAAUUCUUGUCUACACCGCUGUCAAACAUGUCACAUGAGUGGUACACUCACAAAAGAUCCUGCCUGUGCUCCAGUUACCCCUGGAGAAUCCCAGGUCGCACUCCCUCCCACAGUGCCAGAGCCAGCCAGCCAUCCUCCUCCCCCUCCCCCUCCUCCUCCACCACCACCCCCUCCACCUCCUCCUCUUCCCCCUCCCCCACCACCACUGGCACCUUUGCUGCUCAGAAAAUCUGCUGCUACUAAAACACUUCAGACUGGACCAUUAAAAAAAGAAGGACCCAUGCAUAUAACAGUUAAAGAUCUACUGACUGUGAAAUUAAAGAAGACUCAGAAUAUUGAUGAAAGGAGGAAGCUUAUGCCAUCACCAAAGGAAUGGAAUCCACUAGUUACUGUCACCGACCUACAACGUGUUACACUGAAGCCUAACCCCAAAGUGUUAUCAACACGAGUUACAAAUCUGGCUCACCCUAGAAGUCCAACACAGACUCAACCACUUCCGACAAGCAGCUUUGAUGAACAAAACUGAGGCGGACCUAUCUGG
This is a messenger RNA of Dipodomys ordii (Ord's kangaroo rat), 994 nucleotides long. RefSeq names its product proline rich 11 (gene Prr11). Gene Ontology annotation, cellular component: cytoplasm; nucleus. NCBI's taxonomy places the organism in Eukaryota, Metazoa, Chordata, Mammalia, Rodentia, Heteromyidae. The coding region runs from base 41 to 979 and encodes 312 amino acids. The transcript has 8 exons. The record is from RefSeq and is a predicted model, not a curated record.